UUAAAGUUUAUGAGAAAUUAUUUUCACGUGUAGUAAGCUAAAAUCUUGAACAGAGAAUCAUUUUACGUAUUCUCCUUGUUAUGAGGAUCCUCUUAAUGUUAGUUACAAACAUCAGUUAUAUUUAUGUAAGUAUAUAUCGCGGGUAGAGGAGUUUUAUUAUGCUGUGUUAACUUUGCCUAGAUUCCUGAUAAUACUCAUAGUUCAACAUUUGUGCGAUACAAUCCAUCAUUCAUGUUUUGGUUCUAUUAGUUUACAGUUAGUGAAAGUAAAUAUAUCGAAAAUAUAUGAAAUGUCGACCAUUAAUCGCUGAAUUUCUUUAUUCAUAUUAAUAGCUACACGCCAGUUGGUCGAUCUUUUUUUCAAAAUCCUGAUGGAUAUGAAAAUCCUCUCGGUGGUGGUCGAGAAGUAUGGUUUGGUUUUCAUCAGAGUGUUCGACCUUCUCAAUGGCGUAUGAUGCUAAAUAUCGAUGUUCACCUACGAUAAAAAUAAAGUUACAGAAAAAUUGGGUCAAAUCCAGCUGUUUUCAAAUAUAGUAAUAUUUUGAUGAUUAUUAUCAUUAAUAUUGUUUCUUCUCUGUGAACUGGAUAAAAUUUACUGCAUCGUUUUUUCCCUCCUAAAUUGUAGUAUCUGCGACUGCAUUCUACAAAGCACAAUCUGUUAUUGAUUUUAUGUGCGAAGUAUUAGAUAUAUCGGAUAAGAAUGAACAACGUCGACCAUUAACUGAUAGUCAGCGAGUGAAAUUUACGAAAGAAAUUAAAGAAUUCCCGGCACAAAGUAUUUCAACAAGUUUCCUUUUCUUAUUUCUUGAUCAACCCUUGCGAUAAAUAUUGACUGGUCGCCAGUUAGAUGUUAGCAGUUCAGGAAUCGACAUCUGAUUAAUGUAUAUUGCCAGCAACCUCGAUGUCUCUGAUUGGGCUCUUUUGUAACUUGUACAGCGAAGUGUCGUAAACCUUUCACAAACGCACUUGAAUAGGUUACGCGACAAACAGGAAAACGGAUAACUUGUUGAAAUAUCCAGAUAGCAGGGACAGGUAGCCCAAAUAUUCAAGCAGGCCACCUUGGUACGAAUUGGCGGUCCUCAGAAUAUGUGAAACACAUUGGACUCAAGCUGUAUAGAAAAGAUAAACUUCGGGAGGGAUGUUUUUGUACUCUGAUCGUGAAGGAAUUGCUUUGCAUACAAGGAACUGCACUGAUGCUGUCCAAAGAAGCACGAAAAGCACCUAUAGGAUAGAAAUCUCGUGAAUCCAGAAUCUUCAAAGCAUCCUUCUAAAUAAAGAAGGAAGAGAUUAAAAUGAAUAGUUAUGAGAAUCCAGAACUUCAGGUGAGACAAAGAAUGGAUGCACCUGCGCCAUUGCAAACGAUUUUAAGCCAUGUCAUUCAAAGUCUCUAACCAUUGGUUACGAUAAUCACGCAGAAUGUGUAGCAUAACCAAACCAACUUAAAGGUUGAAGGUUUCUGUCCUCUUCAACCAGUUUAUCAUUUCUAUUUGAGCUUCAGUAUGGUAUUCAUGUUCCAUGAAGACUAUUUUAAUCCUAAAGCCUAAAUUCUAACCAUAAUCUUAAGUGUCUAAUGUUGAUUUUGUUAUUAAGACUGAUCAUCUACAUCUGGUAGGCAACAUAUUGUUCUAAUAAUAUAUUCCAUGACUUUGAUAAACCUUAUUAUUUUCUGAUUAGGUCGCCCUUAUUCUUUAUAUUUACUCCUUAACAGUGCUCACUUAAUGGUUUCAUUGUAAAGUGGUAAUGCUUCGAAGACACAUGUAAUCAAAUUUUAACAAACUAGAUGUUUUACAACUAUAUGGUAAUAUAGAGCAGAUCAGUGUUCAGUAUACUCAUCUCUUGAUAGAUAGACGAACUACUCAUUUAUGCCUUAGACGGCUUAGACAAAUUGACCAAAUGUAGAAAUCAUUUUUGUAUUCGUGUUCGGUUUUGUAUAAUUUUGUUUAAAAAUAACAAGGAAUCGUUGAUAUUUGGUACUCCUACCUGACUAUUACCCAGAAUACACUUCACAAAUUAGGUUAAAAUUUGCCAUCUAACUAUUGAGAACCCACAUGAAUCGAAUAUGUAAUCAUAUAGAUAAAAAUGAAAGGCAAAUUAGCUAUAAACAAUUUCAAGUGUAUACUAUUUCCAGUAUUCAUAGAAUUGUAUAAUUCAAUUUCUCGUAAUUUUUUUCCUUCAUAUUAAGGUUUAAAAGUUGAGAUCACUCAUUGUGGUACAAUGCGACGUAAAUAUCGUGUGUGUAAUGUGACACGACGACCUUCUCAAACUCAAUCAUUCCCCUUACAAUUAGACACUGGUGCUACAGUUGAAUGUACUGUUGCUAAAUACUUUCAAGAACGUUAUAAUAUACGCCUAGAGUGAGGAUUAUUAUUAUUUAAUUGAUAUUUUUAUUAGAUUGUAUUGCAUUUGUAACUACAUGUUAUUUUCCAGUGCUUGAAUGUUUGUUCGUUGUUUGUCUACUGGUUUCAGUUACAGAUAUUUUUUUUUAAAGCUGUUACAACCAACUAUGAGUUUAACACAACUUAUUCUAACUGCUAGAUAUUUAGAAAGUUGCUUCUCAGCAUCUUUAUGCUGGGGGGAUAUCCAAAGUAUUUCUCAAAAAUGUCCAGAGGGGCCAUGCAAACACUGGAAAACAUUUUAUCCACUCAGCGUUUAACCGGAAUUUCUCAGAAACAUUUGGAAAGUGAAGGGCCACGUUUCUGAUUGAAUGGUUAUUUAUCCUGCUACUAUAUUUAAUAGGGUUCCAAAACCUUCAAUUUUCUUGUACAUAAACUAACCUCGGAGUAAAGCGUUCUUUUCACGCUUCAUUCCUUUUCUCUUGUGUUCAGGUUGUGUAGAAGAGCUUAGGAAACCGAUUCAAGCGUUCAGACAGAUUUAUCACUUCAUCAACAAGGGAUAAUUAUAAAUUCAAAAUAAUAUAUCGAUUUUCAAUGUGGAAUAAUUCUUCGACAUGUAAUAUAGAAUUAAAUCGGUUUUAUAAAGAGAAGUUGCAUGAAUGAUGGUCGUCCGAUAUAAUGGGAUAAUGACAAAUCUUCAGUUCUUAUAUUGUUAAGAACUGUAAAAUUGCAAGAUUACGACUUUAAACACUGAAUAUUAGGAUCUACAAAUUAGUUUAUAAACCCUCUGCUGUCAGUUGAUGGCAAUCAUUGAUCUGUAAACAAUUUAUUCCUAUUUCACAUCUUAAAUUCGAGAAAUUUGUUACUAAGGUGGUUUUUUUAAAAAAAAAAUCGGUUUCUUCCAAAAUUUCCGGAUUCCCUUUCAUCAUCAUUGCGAUGUUCUAACUCUAUGCUUGUAUUCACAGUAACUUAUUUCGUGAAGUUUUACUGAUUAUUGGCGCAAAAAUUUCCUCAUGCUUCCCACUGUAAUCAUUAUCGGUUAAGUAGUUAACAAGACGGUCAGACGUAUAUUUCCCCUUCAUUCUUUUGGUUAUCUGCUAGUAGUUGAGACUAAAAGUAAAUCAGUGUUAGGCGAUAUCAGUUUUUCUAAAUGGGACUCAAUAAUCAAAAAUAUCUCUGGUUCACUUAGCUUUAAACCACAUAUUUGUUUGAUUGUUAGUUAUAAUUCAACUAUCUAAAUCAAACCAGGUAGGACAAAGUUUGAGCUUGGUAUUUAAUGACUGUAAGUUAAUUGGUUCAACCAAUAAGUUACCACUCACAGUUACAUAUUACUGUUUGGAGCAUUGACUUAAUAGUGAAAACAUUGACCAUUCAACAAAUGGAUUGAAAGGCUAAACGCCGCAUCUACAUUUUGGUCUGGAUAAUCUAAUAGUAAGAUUACCUUCCACGCAGUUAGUUCAGUUCAAAACGGAGUACAAAAAUCCUGUAUUUCGUAAGUAAGUUAUAUCACAUGUCAAUGUGUCACUACAUAUUAUUAACUUCUUAUUACUUUGUUUUACUACUUGUAAGGUAAUUUCGUUUUCUCAAUUUCCUUCUGAAAUUUAUAGCUACCCUCAUUUGCCAUGUCUUCAAGUUGGUCAGGAACAAAAGCACACGUAUUUACCAUUAGAGGUUUGUAACAUGGUAGCAGGUCAGAGAUGUAUUAAAAAGCUAACUGAUAUGCAGACAUCUACUAUGAUUAAGGCUACAGCUCGUUCAGCCCCCGAUCGUGAAAAAGAAAUCAAUAAUCUUGUAAGCCUAUUCAAUUCUAACUAUUCUUUUUUUGUUCGUUAUUCUUUAUCCCCAGGGUUUGUCUUUUUUUAAAUAAGGAAAAUGUAAUUAUCCAUUUGUAGGUAUCCAUUUGUUCACACGAAUAUACGCAGCUAUUUAUAUUUGGUAUUUUGGCAAAUUGAUGAAGUACAAUUUGUUAUUAUUUCUGUUAAAUUAGUGAAUACAUAUUAUCGUUUGUUUUCCAAUUUAGUUUACGUACACUUAAUUUUCAUUUACCUGCUGUAUAGGAUUGAGGCAAUCUAUUGUCUGUUUUGCUUUACCCAACAUGUCAUGUUCAAACCAACAUGCAGACCUAAUCUAUGAAGUUAUCAAGUGAAUAGUAAUGAAUCCCUGUAAAAAAAUCAUUAUUUGAUUGUUGAAAAUGUUCAGUUUUAAGUUAAUUCUCUUCACUCAAAUAACUGUUGAAAAUAUCAAAAAAUUAUGAAUAACUAUUUUGUCCGUACUUUUCAACUGUGAAUCUUCUAUGAAUUGCAUUAUCUUUGUUUCUACCUAUAACGUUCAGCAAAGGAAUCAAUAGGGUUGAAGUUGUCCACAACGUUUUUAAUGUUUCAUAAAUAUAUUACAUUUAACACUUUCUGCCAUUUUCCCGUUCAUUUAAUGGGCGAGUAUGAUAUACUAGUGUGUAAUUACCAUUUUAGUCCAAGUCCUAGCUUUUGCUUUGUUUUUGUGUACUUCAUUCUGUGUUCUUGGCUAUAUGGUAAAUUUUACCAUAGACAGUUGCAUAUGACUCUAGACUCUUGAAAUGAAAUGAAUUUCCAAUACUCAGCCACAAAGUGAGUAGUAAAAUGACUUAAAUUUUUGGAUAUGACAUAAUGAACAUUGUUAACGUUGAGAACAACUUGAGCCUGGUAGAGACAGAAACAAUGUAUUGAUGCGUUAUAUUUACGUCAUACUAUAUCUCGAGGUGUUUAAAUCCUAACUAAUCGUUACCUUAAAGUAUUUUAUUCACUCGUGGAAAAUGAACUAGUUGGGUUAAGUAUUGUAACCCGAUACUUGUAUGAACUUUACAGAUAACCUUUACCAUAUGAUGCAUAAUGUCCUCAUACUACUCAUAUAUAAUAUUUAGUGUCUUGCUAUUACUCCGUGGUUCUUAGUUUUGUAUUGGUCAUGUUAAACUUGGGAUGUUUUAUACUGUCUUCUAGUUUAGGAAGUACUUUCGGCCCGUCUUUCCUUUCUCUUCUCUUUAAUCAAUUUAUUCUUUAAAUAAAAACAGGUGAAGCGAGCUAAUUUCAAUGCUGAUCCUCAUUUACAAAUGUUCGGCAUUAAUGUUAACACACGUAUGGCUGAAAUCCAAGGUCGAGUCAUUCCUGCGCCAAAGAUUCAGUAUGGUGGACGUACUAAAGCUCAAGCUUCUCCACAGCUUGGUGUAUGGGAUAUGCGAGGUAAACAAUUCUUUUCAGGCAUUGAAAUAAAAGUUUGGGCAAUCGCUUGUUUUGCACCACAGCGUAUCGUUCGUGAAGAAUCACUCAGGUUGGUUAUUGAUUUGUAUCACCUAAAAAUAAUUCAUAUACAUAAAUAUGUAUUCAUUAUUUGAUGAUAUAUUAAGUAAAUAUUCCCUGACAAGACUGUCUUCAUUAAAUCUUGUGUAACUUAUCAAAGCGACCAAUUAUCUAAUUUUUUGUAGAAUGCGUCUAACGAUUAAACACUACUGGCUUAUUUCGUUAAGCGAUGUGUAAAUCUGUAGUUUUGGUCAAUCAGUUUACGAAACUUUUUAAAGUCUAACCUAAGAUUUAUUCUAAUGAAAUUAAUAACCGCAGUGUGUUGAUUUAUUAGUCUAGAUUUUCUAUCAUCUUUGUAAUAUGAAUCUGUGAUAUUCUAUACUUAGUAUGACAGUUGUUAUUAGGUUCUACUUCUUCAGUUUUCACAAUGGUAUUGUGUACGUAUGACAGGAAUAGUUACCCCCAUAUUUAUUAAUUUUUUGCGACAAUUUAGCUUUGGUGAAUGUUGGAUUGAAAGGAUAUUCUUCUGUUAUAUAAACCAAUACACAAAUUCCUAUCUAGGCAACUACUUAAUGCUUUCCCUUUUUUGAGCGCAAUUUAUUGAUCGAUCUAACUACUGUUACUACAUCUCGUAGAAGUCAUGUAGUCUGAUUGAUGAAUUUCGGUAAACACGAUUUAUAACUAUAGAAUAAUAUAAUGGUCUAUGUGUAGGUUUGACUGCGAAUAAAAAGAUAUCGUAGUUAAGGUGUUUAACUUUUUGCCAUUAAGUUCCUGGUUUGGAUCUUCCUCUGCUUAAAUCAGUAUAAGGAAGCGGGUAGUAUUAUUAGCCUUUGCACUUAGAGUGUGGCUCAUAUCCAAGUAUCUGGUGAAUAUGCCAAUUAUUUACUAUAAUACUUGUAAAUACAAUUACACUCUUUUCACUAAUGACCUUUUUUCAAGGUAUUUGAUUAUUCAGCUGAUUUUUGCCUUGUUCCAUUUUGUUUUCUUACACUUUGUAUGCUUAGACUAUUUACUCUACAACUUCAGAAAAUUUCCAAUGAUGCUGGUAUGCCUAUUUUAGGACAACCUUGUUUUUGUAAAUAUGCUACUGGUCAAGAUCAAGUUGAACCAAUGUUUCGAUAUUUAAAAAAUACUCAUGCUGGUUUACAGUUGAUUGUAGUUGUUCUUCCUGGGAAAACCCCUGUUUACGGUUCGUUUUUUCUCUCGUUUUAAUUCACUUUUAAAUUAAUUACUCUUAUGUUACUUAUUUUUACUGGCUAAGUAAUAUUGAAUGUUUUGUAGAAAAAGAAAUGCAAUUGUAAAAAGUAAAAUAAAAGAUGAAGUAUUGUGUCGAUAUGAUCUCUAGCGAAUGUCAAUGAAGAUUGUAUUUAUAGUUGACUGAGUAUCCUCUGUAGGCUCGUCAAGUCACUUAUAAAAAUAGAAGGCGAAAAUUCUAGCUUUGAGAUGAGUAUCAGUUAUUUAUGACAAUCAGGUACAUCACUUCAGAGUUAUGAAUUAAAAAUAUACCUUAAGCGAGAAUUGAAAUCUCAGUGGUAAAACUACACUAUGCUGACGAUAUUAAGCGAUUAACGAAAAAUAGUUAGUCAGAAUGCAGCUUCCACAAAAAUAAUUAAAUUACAGAGGAUUCGGAGUUUUAACUCCAUGAAUAGAUCUAGUGGUACCAAGUACCUGGAAAUUACAGUCAUGUAAUCCAGCUAGACCAUAAUUCCUAGCUUUAUAUCUUUUAAAACCUAACUCCUAAAUUUUCUUGACCCUAGCUCUUCAUUCCACAGGAAGAUGAUCAUCCAGUUUUUUGGAAACAUGAGCUAUAAUGAAAAUCAAGAGUUUCAGGAGGAAAAUAUCCGCAUUAGCGUUUUAAAUUCGCGCAUCGAAAAAACCUAAGUUUGAUUAGUCACUCAAGGCCGUCAGUAUAGUUUUACAAUUACAGUCUUAUUAUUCUCUAUACAACUAUUCCGGUCAUUAAUUGAUAAAGAUAGUAUUUUAUCUUGAAAUUAGACAACUAUUAUACUUCUACUCGCGCAUUAGUUUUUUUAAUGCCCAAUCCAUCACAUUUAUGCACACAGCACUAAAAGAUAUUUCGCACAAAAUAAUAUGUAGACACUUUAAGGAGAGAAAUUGGGUGGUAAUGUCGUAACUGACCUGUGUUAUGCUAAAGAGGCUAAAUGGAUAAUUUACUCACGAAACUCACUGCCAUAUUUCUACCGAAUAUAUGUUGAGAGACCGAUACAUUAACUAUUGAGUAAAUAUUAUGUAUUAUGGAAACCAUGAUUCUAUCGUUUACAGAAUAUUCAACCAUCAUUAUGUAAACCUGAAUUACUUGCUAAACAACAUAAUUAAGAUGAAAAUGAAGAUCAUAAAACGUGGUCGUUAUAGAUUCCUCCUUGCCCGUUUUAUCGAAAAUAACUUUAAAAUUUAGUCUUACAUUCGUCAUUUCUCACGAAAAAUGGGAGAAUAUCCUAGCAAUAUAGUCAUAUUUCACUUUUUUGUAAAGAUUCACAUUGGUAGAUCAAUUACGAUGUUUUAUGUAUUCUUUGGUUUCAGCUGAGGUCAAGCGCGUUGGCGAUAUUAUGUUUGGUCUUGCAACACAAUGUGUUCAGUCAAAAAAUGUAAAUAAAACAUCACCUCAAACACUCUCUAAUCUUUGUCUUAAAAUCAAUGUUAAAUUAGGCGGUAUCAAUUCUAUUAUCGUUCCAAGCGUCCGACCUGCUGUUUUCCGUGAACCAGUUAUCUUUCUUGGUGCAGAUGUUACACACCCUCCAGCUGGUGAUAAAACUAAACCAAGUAUUGCUGCCGUUGUUGCUAGCAUGGAUGCACAUCCAAGUCGUUAUUCAGCUACUGUACGUGUUCAAUCGCAUCGUCAAGAAAUUAUACAUGAUUUAUAUCCAAUGGUUAGAGAUUUGUUACUGCAGUUCUAUCGAGCUACUCGUUUCAAACCAACUCGUAUUAUUUACUAUCGAGACGGUGUUGGUGAAGGUCAAUUUUUAAAUGUUUUAAAUCAUGAACUCCGUGCUAUCCGUGAAGCAUGUGUCAAAUUAGAAUUAGGCUAUCAGCCUGGUAUUACUUUCAUUGUUGUGCAAAAGCGGCAUCAUACACGUCUAUUUUGUGCUGACAAAAAAGAUCAGAUGGGUAAAUCUGGGAAUAUACCUGCUGGAACAACAGUUGAUCAAGUUAUUACCCACCCAACGGAAUUCGAUUUCUAUUUGUGUAGUCAUGCAGGCAUUCAAGGCACUUCACGACCUAGUCAUUAUCAUGUAUUAUGGGACGAUAAUAGAUUUAGUGCUGAUGAUAUACAAAAUUUAACUUAUCAAUUAUGUCAUACAUAUGUACGUUGUACUCGUUCUGUGUCAAUUCCUGCUCCAGCCUAUUAUGCACAUUUAGUUGCAUUUCGAGCACGAUAUCAUUUAGUUGAAAAAGAAAUAGAUAGGUUAGUUUAAAAAUGAUCUGAUUUCAUUAUGAUUUAUUUUAUUGAUUUGAUUAGUUACGUUUAAUCCCUGUGGUUACAUUAUUUCCUGGUAUAAAACUGUUUAAAUGCUUGUUUAUUUUGUGAAAUCUCUUAAUACCGCUGUUCGUGGUGACCAGCUUGGAGCAACAUAAAUUCUGUCAUGACAGUUUAUCUAUUCAGUAUUAACUGGAGUUCUGUUUUAGGGUUAAUAAGGAGUACGUUACCAUCGGGAUUGAUAUUUUUGAAUUUUUUUCAUCUUCAGUGAAAGGUCAUCGCUGGAAUUGCUUGCUAUUUAUGAGAUAAGCUUUACUACCGCCGUACUUCAACACAGUCAGCAGUAGGACUUCGUCCUCAAACCUUGAGUUUAGUCUGUUUUUAGUCUUACCAUUACUCAAUCGAUCUGUUGAAGUGGUAAAGCCUUAAAAAUUCAGGUGUCUUAGCUCGAUUGUCUCUUCACUAUAGACCAUCUCGUCGGAAUCGUCAAGGUAUUAACCAUAGUCAAGAGUGCUGUUUGAGUCAUGUCAAAAAGAUUGACAUUUUCUGUUUAUGCUGAUUCAUCAGUUCGGUUAGACUUUAAUAUGCUUAACAUGGUAGCUCAAAUAUUUGGAAAUGCGAAAUAAGGUACACAUGAGUUUCUUCUAGAAAAACUCAGAAAAUAUGAAGCAAGAACGAUUAAAAUAAGAAAUUCGAACACUCAAAUGAAUAAUAAAAAUAAGUCUGUAGACUAAGUAUUCAUUAUAAUUUGAGUAAGCUUAUGUUUCCUACUGCUCAUUCUGCACACUUUCAUCUUCCAAAAAAAAAAUUAAAAAAUUCUUCCCUCUCGAAUCAUAAAAUUUUGCAAAGAAUUGAUCUAAAGGUCUGAUCCACAAGGCAGUGAAGCAACGUCUCAUGGUAGCCGGUGAUCAAUAAUUGAUUCAUAUGUCAUUCAAUCGGGAUCCUGGAGCCCAUGUGACCAUUGGUUUGGAGAGGUAGAGUUUCCGUAUCCACCAGACCGGUUGAAGCACUGGACAUUCGCUUUUCGUCCUCUCAAUUUCAUAUACAGCACCCCCGUCGCGAGAAGGCAGUGAGUAGGACUUUCCUGACAGUGGUUUUAUGCACAUGGUCAUGUGAGAGCCUUUCGAGUGAGAAAAGCUGACUCUCCCCACUCUCGGCCGUACCAGAGCAUUUGGGGGCGACAAAUGUUCAGUCUCAUUAUCAUCAAAAAUGAUUUUCCGCUUAAAACUCAAUCAAAUGCAUAAACAUUUCACAAUGUGUGGUUCUGCCACAUCUCAGCCAUUAAUUGUUUUUUUUGUAGAUAUCUAUUUUCAUCAGUCAUACUGUAUAAUAGGAACUAAAGAUAGCAACAACACACUCCAUUUCUAUGUACAUUCAAGACAGAUAUUUUACUAUCAUCGAGAUUAUUAUUAUCUCAUACUUAAACUCCUUGUCAAGUCACUAAAUUACGCACUAUACUGAUCAAAAUAUCUCACUUAUUCUCCUUGUGUUAAUGGAUAAAUGAAGAGACCUUUUCGGAUGCUAUCAUAACACUUAUUCUUGUCAAAACAGUGAUUUUUCAUAAUCAGGAAAUUAGACAUAAUCGAUUAAAUUACUGAGAGGUUAUGUGUGGUUGACAACAGUCUUCAGCUUACAGAUCAUUAUUGAGUAUUAAUAUCUUAUCAAUUUAGUUUCACACAUAUCUCGAAUUCAAAGUCAAACUUUUAGAAUAUGAAUACCACUUCUCUCCAUAGCCCCUACAUGGUUCACUUUAAAGUUUACAAAACUUGAUUAUUAUGUUUCACUCAAUUAUUCAACUAAAUUAUAUAUCGGUAGUCCUCCAGUGAUGUCAAUUGUUUCUUAUUUUCAUUUACUAUUGUACAAUCUGCUUAACGUACUUAAUUAGUAAGUAUAUAAGUAACAGAUUUUUCCUGGUCCGUAAUAUCAUAUCAAUAUGGGCAACAAUAAUGUCAUAGAGUGUAUUCUGUAGUUUUAUACAGGUCUGUUCCCCCCUCCCCACUCUUUCCUAUUGUUAUAUCAUAGUUAUUGUAAGUAUGUGAUAAAUAUGUAACUAUUAACAUUUGUUUAAUGUUUGAGAUCAUUUUCAUUAGUAUUUUGUAUUAUCAUGCCAAUUACAACAACUUUUCGAUUUUAUUUUUUAGUGGUGAAGGAAGUCAAAAAUCAGGCAAUUCAGAUGAACGUACACCUACGGCUAUGAUGAGGGCUGUUACAGUUCAUCCGGAAACCUUAAGAGUCAUGUACUUUGCCUAAUGUUUACAAAUGUGAAACAAACUGUGAAAUCCCCCUCAAAGAAAUUUAGCUCUCAUUCAUAUUGUCUUUUGCUAAAACAAACGAGACAACCAAGGCAAACACAACUGACCUACAAUAACCACCUCUCAGUUGGCAGCUGUAAAAUGCAUUGUCAUUUGUGUAUAUCUUUCAGGUUGCUUUUUUCUUUCAAACUGCAUUUCUGAAUACUAUGUAUUUUUAUUUACUUUCCUCCUUAUGUGCCAACCACUACUACUUUCUUUUUGUCGAGGGGAGGACCAUUAGAGUCUUCUUUCAUUGUAAUAGUUUAUUAAAUAAUCGUAGCAGUAAUAAUAAUAAUAAUUAUUAUUAUAGUUGUUAUUAUUAUCUACGUUCAUCUUGACUUCUUUGUUCUUUGUGGGCUGUGUUUUAAUAAUCAAUGUUGCCUAAUAGAAUAGUACUGGUCGUUAUAAUUACCAGUACAUAAAUUUAUACUACUACUCAUGAUAAUAGUAAUACAUUUUGUACAGUACAUAAUGCAUUAAUUUAUGUAUUAUUAUUAUUAUAGACGUUAAUUAUAAUUGCUACUAUCAUUAUUACUUGUAUGUAUCGUUUAAUUUGGUGUUGUACUUAAACUUAUCACGCUAUGAAUAUAUUUACAUACUUUUUUUCCUUCUUUAUUCACGACUCCAAAUAUUCUCAUUUUCUUUGAGCACCGUAUUUUCAAAUUAAUAUGCCCAUAAUUAGUAACAAUGCUGAUGAUAAUGAUAAUGACAAAUAAUCAUUAUCACAUAUAAUACUUUCAUAUAUCCCAAUAAAAGGGAAUUAUACACUCAUUCUCCUGACCAUUUUAUUGCAUUCUAUAAAUAUUUGGAAAAAAUAAUAAACAUAUAUAUUAUAGAAUAAUAAAUGUUAAUUCUUUUGUUAUUUCCUACUCCCUCCUAGUGGAGGGAGUUCAUUGUCAAUCUGGGUUAACCGUAUCAAGUGUGAUGUAGACAUUGUGAUUCUAAGUCACAGUGAUUAGUGUGAUGGUCGUUUUUUUUCAGAAGAAGAAAAUAACGACGACCCAAGUGUAUAUAUUUAAUAUGAUCGAAGCACUAGUCUUUCAUUCAUUGGAUUAGGAAACGAACUCUUCGACUACCGUAGUCUGAAUAAUAUCAGGCUUGAUAGUAAUCAUAUACUUUAUACCCUAGUAGAUUGACAUUAAUGAGUGACAGAAUAAAAAAUUCAUAGAAUAAAGCGGAUUGAUUAGAUAAUUAAAGGAUAAACAAAUCAUAGAUAUCGUGGACAUCAGUGCUGAUAGACAUAAAAUGUUUGAUUGUAUUUUCGUUAAGUUCACUGGUGACAUUCUGGUACAGUCGAAUAAAUGAAGAUUAUUUGUCAAUUUAGAUUUUCAUUCAUUGUGUUCAGUCAGUUCUCUACAACGUAGUACCAGGCAUACAUACGCAUCGAUCCAAGUUACAACAUCCCAUUAGCACAACAAGGUGAACACCAAAUUCAUAGAAGUAGUUACUUCAAUGGUAGUAAUAUAUAAAACGAAGAUCGCAUAUAAAGACAGUACAGGAAGAAAGAAUUAGUUCGUAGAUAGAAAGGUAUAAAGUAAUUUUAAUCUCAUAGUUUAAGGUAAGGCAAAGAGUACACACAUACGCCAUUGUGAUCGAUUCAGAGUCAUGUCACCCAGAGUCUCCAACCACUGGUUAGGAUAGUCGUACGGACCCCAACGAAGUAGUUUGCAUCUGCCAAUAUCGCUCAGACCAGAAGUCAGUGACUAUGGACUAAUGCCAUAUUUUGGUUUGGCCGCCCCUAACUUCCAUCUUUUCCCAACACUAGUCAGCAUUGCGCGUCAUGGUGAUCGGUGUUCAGGCAUACGCGACACGUGGCCCAACCUUCUUAGUCAAUGAAGAUUCACAACCUCAUCAACUGAUUUACCAUCACUCCUUAAUACCCUACGUCUAACCUCACUAUUACUUACCCAGUGAUCCCUGCAGAUGCGAACAAUAUCUGAGAUGAAAUACUAGUAGUUUACGUGUAUCUUCUAUCCUUAAUGGCCACGUUUCGCAGCCGUAAUUAGAACAGAACGAACUGCUGCAUAGUAUACUCGUCCUUUAAUUGACAGACGGAUAUCUCGCCUCCAUAGGUCACGUAAGUUGGCAAUACCGGACGAGCCAUUUGAAUUGGUACAGAGAUUUCGUCAUAUAUCAAUACAUUAGGGCUGAUCAGAUCUCCAAGAUAAGCAAAGUUGUCAACGCGUUCGACUACUUCACUCCCUAUCCUUCACUGUCUGAAAUUGAUACAACGUGAUUAGAAG
Molecule: messenger RNA, 13571 nt
Organism: Schistosoma haematobium
Lineage: Eukaryota; Metazoa; Platyhelminthes; Trematoda; Strigeidida; Schistosomatidae
Product: argonaute 1, variant 2
Exons: 5
Coding region: 8124-9035 (303 amino acids)
Molecular function (GO): RNA binding; protein binding
Source: RefSeq, a predicted model, not a curated record